UUUUGUUCCCUUGAGGGGGCCCACACUGUCCAAUUAUACCCACCCUACCCAAAUACUACUGUCUCAAUUCAUUAUUAAUCUCAUCAUCAUUCAUCGAUCCUCGAUAUAUAUAUAUAUAUAGAUAUCAUCUGCCUUCUUCUGCCAUCUGCUCCUAAUUACUUAAUAUUCUUCUUCUUCUGCAUCGAUCCAUCUAAAUCGAUUAAACAUAGAUAGAUAGAUGAUGAAGGGUAAUUACAGGAGGUUCAGACUGUCAGACAUGAUCCCAAAUGCUUGGUUCUACAAGCUCAAGGACAUGACUGCCACCAUCAGACCACCACCAUCAACAAGAUCCCAUUCCCAAUUACCCAAUUCUCAUAUUCUUCAUCCCUGUCCCAUCACCACCAGGAAAUCCACCCACCACCACAACCCACCCACCAAUUACACCAGGAGAUCAUAUUCUUCUUCUUCAUCAUCAUCAUCAUCCUCCACCUUCUGCACCAAGCAGCAGAAACAACGACCACCCCGGAGAAGAAGGACCAUCUACCUGCCAUCCCCUAACCACGACGAUCAAAUUAUUCAUGAUAACGACGAGGAGGAGGAUAUCAUCAUCGACGUAGACGAAAACUCCCACCCAAUUAUCAAAAUCAAAACUAAUAGCCUCCCCGAAGAAUUCAAUAUCAAUGCCAUAUCGUCCCUUCCCCCAAUUCUCACCAAACCCCUUGGCACCAACAAAACAAAUUACAGAUAUACAUCAAACUCAAGCCCUGCCGACGACCGCCACAGAAAAUCCAUUUCCAGCAGGCCGGGUGUGAGAAUUCGGGGCAAGAAAAUCAUCGAAACGCGGCGCCGGAAAAGCGUGAAGAAGACGAAAUUAGAAGAUGAUGCGAGUUCGAGGAGGAAGAAGAAUCAUAAUAAUAAUAAUAAUAAUAAUAAUAAUAAUAAUAAGAUGAUGAUGGAGGAGGAGGAGGAGAAUGAUCGGGUGUACAGUACUGGUAGAAGAUGCUUUGCCGUAGUGAAAGCUUCUGUGGAUCCCCAAAGAGACUUCAGAGAAUCAAUGGUGGAGAUGAUUGUCCAAAAUCAAAUUAGGGUUUCCAAAGACCUCGAAGACCUUCUGGCCUGUUAUCUCUCGCUCAAUUCCAAUCAGUAUCAUCAAUUCAUCAUCAACGCCUUUGAGCAAAUCUGGUUCAAUAUGCAUCCAUCCAUCCCCCACCAUUAAUUAUAAUAAUUAAUUAAUUAAUUUCCCUAGCUUUUUUUUUUUUUUUUUAUAUGUAAUUAUUUGAAAUUUAUGGAUAUCAAUUAUUUAGAGUAUGUAAACUACUUUUUUGUCACAUAUUUGACAAUUGUGUCAACUAUUAAUAUAUUAUAAAAUAGAAAGAAAGCAAAAUCCAU
This is a messenger RNA of Andrographis paniculata, 1368 nucleotides long. Its product is annotated as transcription repressor OFP1-like. NCBI's taxonomy places the organism in Eukaryota, Viridiplantae, Streptophyta, Magnoliopsida, Lamiales, Acanthaceae. The coding region runs from base 218 to 1195 and encodes 325 amino acids. Gene Ontology annotation, molecular function: DNA binding. The transcript has a single exon. The record is from RefSeq and is a predicted model, not a curated record. Gene Ontology annotation, biological process: negative regulation of DNA-templated transcription.